This is a messenger RNA of Miscanthus lutarioriparius, 2310 nucleotides long. The record is from the annotation of a GenBank genome assembly. NCBI's taxonomy places the organism in Eukaryota, Viridiplantae, Streptophyta, Magnoliopsida, Poales, Poaceae.
AUGUCCACGGCAACGGCCAAGGAGGAGGAUGCGGCAGCCGCUUCGGUGGCGGCCACGGCGCCCGCAAUGGGCGGCGAGGAGGCCGCCGCGCGCGCCGCGCAGAAGCGCUACGAGGCCCUCCUCACUGUGCGGGCCAAGGCGGUCAAGGGCAAGGGCGCCUGGUACUGGGCGCACCUCGAGCCCGUUCUCGUCCCGCCCGCCGACACCGGCAUGCCGCCCAAGGCCGUCAAGCUGCGCUGCGCACUCUGCUCCGCCAUCUUCUCCGCCUCCAACCCGUCACGGACCGCCUCCGAGCACCUCAAGCGUGGCACCUGCCCCAACUUCGCUGCCCCGCCGCCGGGACCAGCCGGCACCUCGGGCUCGCAGCCGUCGCCGACGUCCACGCACCAGCAGCAGCUCGCGCUGCCGUCCAACUCCACCGCCUCGUCCCCUGUCCCCAUCUCCUCCAUUGCGCCCUCCUCGCCGCGCCACCACCAGCACCACCACUCCAAUCCGCACCACCACCACCACCACCAACAACAACAAUGUCAACAACAAUCCGGCAGCCGCAAGCGCCACUCCAUGCCCCCCGCGUACACGCCAGCGGACCCCGUGUCCCACCAUCACCACCUCGUCGUUGUUGACCCGUCCUCGGUCUAUUCUCCGGCGUUGCCCGCGCUGCCGCCGCCCCCUCCGCCACACCAGUCGUCGGCACUCGUGCUCUCCGGCGGCAAAGACGACUUGGGCGCUCUCGCCAGGCUCGAGGACAGCGUCAAGCGCCUUAAGUCACCCAAGGCAUCGCCGGUCGCCAUGAUGCCCAAGCCCCAGGCUGACGCGGCGCUCGCCUUGCUGGCCGACUGGUUUCUGGAGUCAUCGCCUGGCGUAUCCUCUCCGCCGCUAGCCAUCCCAAGCUCCGGGCCUUCCUCCGCCACGUGGGGCUACCGGACCUGCAGCGCGCCGACCUUGCUGGCCCACGUCUCGACGCCCGCUUCGCCGAGGCGCACGCCGACGCCACCGCGCGGGUUCGGGACGCGCUCUUCUUCCAGCUUGCCGCCGACGGCUGGCGGGAGAAGGUGGUCACUCUCUGUCAACCUCCCAAAUGGCACGUCCGUGUUCCACCGCGCUGUGCCGGUACCCGCCAUGGCGCCGUCAGACUACGCCGAGGGGCUGAUGCUCGACGCCGUGGCUUCCGUCUCAGCCUCAGGUUCCUCCAACGACCUCCACCGUUGCGCAGGCAUAGUUUCUGACCGCUUCAAAUCAAAGGCGCUGCGUGAUCUUGAGAACAAGAACUACUGGAUGGAGCUGUCGCUUUUCCGCUCUGCCACAGCCAAGUCUGCCAAGCUUGCUGCCUACUUCAAUGCCAAACAGACGGCGCGGUCUUUGCUGCACAAGCAUCAAAUCCAAGAGCUCGGUCAUGCCUCGCUCCUUCGAGUCGCACAUGUGCCGUUUAACGGCAAUGGCAGCAACUGCCGUGCGGCCUUUGAGAUGCUGGCGGACAUUCUGAACUCUGCACACCCUCUCCAUCGUGCUGUGCAAGAGGACUCGUACAAGCUCGUGUGCAUCGAUGACUCAGUUGCCCGGGAGAUUGGGGAGAUGGUGCACAGUGAGGCUUUCUGGAUAGAGGUUGAUGCCGUGCAUUCGCUCGUGAAGCUGAUAAUGGAUAUGGUGAAGGAGAUGGAGGCUGAUCGGCCUCUUGUUGGGCAGUGCCUGCCACUAUGGGAGGAAUUGCGUAGCAAGGUUCAGAAAAACUACCACCCAGCCUGGUCGGCAGCCUUCAUUUUGGAUCCUCUCUACCUUGUCAAGGAUGCUAGUGGGCGUUACCUCCCUCCAUUCAAGUGCUUGACGCCUGAUCAGGAGAAAGAUGUCGACAGGCUGAUCACUAGAAUGGUGUCCCGGGAAGAGGCGCACCUAGUUCUGAUGGAGCUGAUGAAAUGGCGGUCAGAUGGGUUGGACCUGUUGUAUGCACAAGCUGUGCAGGUGAGGCAGCCUGACCCCUCCACAGGGAGGAUGAAGGUCGCGAAUAAGCAGAGCAGCAGGCUUGUUUGGGAGACAUGUCUGAGUGAGCUCAAGUCGCUCGGCAAGGUAGCUGUGCGGCUCAUCUUCCUCCAUGCAACCUCUAGGGGUUUCAGAUGCACACCGUCAAUGGUGCGCUGGCUCUCUGCACCAGGGAGCUUGGCAAGUGGAAACGACAGAGCACACAGGUUGGUUUUUGUUGCUGCAAACUCGAAGCUAGAGAGGAGGGACUUCUCUAGCGAUGAAGACAAGGAUGCAGAGUUACUCGCUAAAGGGGAUGAUGAUGUGGCGAAUUUACCAGGCAAUGUGGAAUCAUAA